This is a messenger RNA of Entrophospora sp. SA101, 2127 nucleotides long. NCBI's taxonomy places the organism in Eukaryota, Fungi, Glomeromycota, Glomeromycetes, Entrophosporales, Entrophosporaceae. The record is from the annotation of a GenBank genome assembly.
AUGAGCAUAUCAAUUGCAAUCGCUUCUUAUUUCAAUAGAGAGAAUAUCGAUAAAUGGUCUCAUUUCGAUUGCCUCAAAUAUUUGGCAAAAGUAUGUGCAAAUUUUACUUCAGAAGACCGUGAUGAAAUAAUUGACAUGUACAAGAAUCAGUUGCGUUCGAUAAACUCAUGUGAGACAAGGCUCAAAAAAGCAAGGUCAAAAGCUUAUAAGCUGGCUGAGAAUGUAGAGCGUUCAUUUCAACGUGAAGAAGUUACCUCAUUUUUUGAAAGGUUGGAUACACAGGUACCUUUGAAAAAUUACAUUGUUGAAACAAAACAAAAAAGUGGUUCUAGUAACAAAUUAUGUUACUGCAAAGCUUGCUUUAUUAAACUUGGUGAAAACAGCAAUGAAUUAAAAACAAUAGUAGAUAAAACUGAACGUAUAAUUCAACAUUUUAAUGAUUGUCAAAAUUUUCAUGUUGUGUAUAGCCAAGAAGAAAAACUUAAAAUACUAGCUCUUGGAUCAAAUUCUACUUCGUCUCAAUCAUCUAAUUAUGGUCCUUUAGAUAAUUUUGUUGCCAGACCUUUAUCUAAAGCAGAUAAUGAAGUUUUUCAUAAACUUAUAUUAAAAGCCACUAUUUCUUGUGGUUUUCCAUUAUCUUGGGUGAAUAAUCAAGAAACAACAGAAUUAUUUAAAUUUCUCAACCCACAUAUCAAACUACCAGAUAGAAAAACCCUUUCCACUAAACUAUUGAAUGAUGCAGUUAAAGAAUAUGAUAAUGUCAUGUUAGAAAAAUUAAGAUUAGAUCAAAUAGGUGUCACACUUAUGUUUGAUGGAUGGACGAAUGUUAGGCAACAAGAAUUAAUGGGAUGUGUUCUUUUGAUGUCAGAUGGAGAACCAUGUGUAUGGCAAGCUAUGGAUAUCAGUAGUGAACGUGAUACAAUGUUUGAAGUUAUGACUAAAACUGAAGAAUUAAUUUCCAAAUUAAUAGAUAUGAAAAUAACAUUGUUAUCAAUAGUAACUGAUAGUGCACCUUCCUAUAAUGCAUCAAGGCAAUUCAAAAAUACAUCAGGCAAUGCCUUAAAAGUGUCAGCCUAUUUUAAAGAUGCUAGACAUAAAUAUUUCAUUGGCCAACUUCGUGAUAUUCAAAAAGAACUUUAUAGCAAAUAUAUUCAACUUGCACUUCCAUGUAAUACCAGGUGGAACAGUCAACAUAAUUGCUUUAAAAGUUUAAUUGCUACUAAAAAUGCUUUACGUUCUUUGGCAAUAAAAUUUGAUCCUUCUUCAUCAACGAAUACAUUGAAAAUUUCACAUGAAAUGUAUUGUAUUAUAAUGAAUGAAUCUUUUUGGGACGAACUUUUAAAAUUGGAUCAAAUUUUGAUUCCUUAUUGCAAUAUUUUGAAUAAACUACAAAGUGACAAGGCAAGAUUAUAUGAAGUUUUACAUUGUUAUGCAUAUUUGUAUCAAUUUUGGAAAAGUUAUUCUGAUGAACUCUUGGCCAGUAGAAUAUUAUCAAGAUUGGAAAAUAGAUGGAGUUUAUGGGAACAACCUCUUCUCAUUCUUUCUUGGCUUCUUCAUCCUUUUGAAAAUAAUAUUCACAAAUAUUGGUGCUGGGUUCAGGAUGCCUAUCCAGAAAUUGGAAUUGUUGCAGCACAUAUUUUUGGUAUUUGUAUUAAUGCAGCUUCAGUAGAACGACUGUGGAGUAGUAUGGGAUUUUUUCAUUCAAAAAAUCGAAAUAGAUUGGAGUUCACUAGAGUCUUAGAAAUGGCAAAAUUGAAGGCUGGCAUUACAUAUAAUCGACUUCUUCAACAAGAACUUUCUUUAUCAAAUAAAGAAAUAAAUUUAGAAGAACAGAAUAGCAUUGAAAGAGAAAUGAUAUUGGAAGCCGAAUCUUCAAAUGUAAAUACUAACUUAAAUGAAGAAAGUUAUUUGGGUGGACAAAAUGAUGAACAGGAUAAUAAUAGUUUAGAAGCAGAUGUAAUUGCACAGUUUAAUAAUAAUUUGGGUGAGUGGAUAGAAAUUCUUCAAGAAGAAGAAAAUGAAUCUCUAAAUGAGCUUAUAAACAUUGAAGAUGAUGAAUUUUAUAACUUAGAUGUUCAAAGUAUUGAUCAUCCAGCAACAAGCUCCGAUGGGAAAUGGAAAUUGGAA